GGAAAUUCAAAAUUUUGUCCCAGGACCAUUUUAUAUUUUUAUUAUUGAAAUUUAAUUUUGAAAAAUGGCUGCGCCAUCCACUUCAUUGUCGACUCGAAAUAAAAAACAUUUUCUUGGUGUACCAGCACCUUUGGGAUAUGUCGCUGGUGUUGGAAGAGGAGCUACUGGAUUCACAACACGGUCUGAUAUUGGACCUGCUCGUGAUGCCAAUGACGUUUCUGAUGACCGACAUGCCCCACCAACAAAACGAGCUAAAAAGAAAGAAGAAGAGGAAGAGGAUGAAGAAGAUCUGAAUGAUUCAAAUUAUGAUGAAUUUUCAGGAUAUGGAGGAUCACUUUUCAGUAAAGAUCCAUAUGAUAAAGAUGACGAGGAAGCGGAUGCUAUAUAUGAAGCCAUUGACAAGCGGAUGGACGAAAAGCGCAAGGAGUAUCGUGAGAAACGACUAAGAGAAGAGUUGGAACGAUAUCGUCAAGAACGUCCUAAAAUCCAGCAGCAGUUUUCGGACUUGAAGCGGGACUUGAUAAAUGUCUCGGAGGAUGAGUGGAAAAAUGUACCUGAAGUUGGAGAUUCAAGGAAUAGAAAGCAGAGGAAUCCCCGGGCGGAAAAAUUCACACCUCUGCCCGACUCUGUGCUAGCACGGAAUUUGGGUGGUGAGUCUGCGAUGAGUAUUGACCCAGCUAGUGGUUUGGCUUCGAUGAUGCCAGGAGUAGCGACACCGGGAAUGCUGACUCCCACGGGAGAUUUGGAUCUUUGUAAAAUAGGUCUAGCGAGAAAUAAACUGAUGCACGUUAAGUUGAGUCAAGUGUCAGACUCUGUAGAAGGACAAACUCAUGUUGAUCCCAAUGGAUAUUUGACUGAUUUGAAAAGUAUGAUUCCUAGUUACGGCGGUGAUAUAAAUGACAUAAAAAAAGCUCGACUUCUUCUUAAAUCAAUCAGAGAAACAAAUCCUAACCAUCCACCUGCAUGGAUUGCUUCAGCACGUCUUGAAGAAGUAACUGGUAAAGUUCAAGCUGCUCGUAAUUUAAUAAUGAAAGGUUGUGAAAUGAAUCCAACUUCUGAAGACUUGUGGCUAGAGGCAGCACGUCUUCAGCCACCGGACACUGCCAAGGCUGUUAUUGCCCAAUCAGUGAGACACAUUCCUACGUCGGUGAGGAUUUGGACAAAAGCUGCGGAUCUUGAGACAGAGACAAAGGCAAAAAGAAAAGUUUACAGAAAGGCCUUGGAAAAUAUACCGAAUUCUGUGAGACUCUGGAGGUCGGCGGUGGAACUUGAAGAACCAGAAGAUGCUCGUAUUUUACUUAGUCGUGCUGUUGAGUGUUGUCCGACUAACGUUGAUCUCUGGCUGGCUUUGGCGCGUCUCGAGACCUACGAGAAUGCUCGUAAAGUAUUGAACAAAGCAAGAGAAAAUAUUCCAACUGAUAGACAGAUUUGGACGACUGCUGCUAAAUUAGAGGAAGCCAAUGGCCACAUCCAGAUGGUAGACAAAAUAAUUCAACGUGCUAUCGAGUCACUGAAGGCCAAUGGCGUUGAGAUAAAUCGUGAGCACUGGUUCAAAGAAGCCAUAGAAGCUGAAAAAUCAGGAGCAAUACAUUGCUGUCAAGUGAUUAUCAAGUAUGUUAUUGAUUGCAAUGUCGAAGAGGAAGACAGAAAGCACACGUGGAUGGAGGAUGCCGAGAUGUGUGCCGAGCAAGGCGCACUGGAGUGUGCACGAGCUGUUUACAGUCUCGCAAUAAAUCACUUCAAGUCUAAAAAAUCUAUUUGGCUGAGAGCUGCGCACUUUGAGAGAAACUUAGGGACACGGGAGUCACUGGAAGAGUUAUUACAGCGUGCAGUUAAACAUUGCCCGCAAAGUGAAAUGCUGUGGCUGAUGGGCGCUAAAUCAAAAUGGCUAGCCGGUGAUGUAGCAUCAGCAAGAGAUCUCCUGUCUCUGGCUUUCCAAGCGAACUCAAACUCCGAGCAAAUUUGGUUGGCUGCUGUUAAGCUUGAGUCUGAAAACGCCGAGUACGGAAGAGCAAGGCAUCUUCUUUCAAAAGCGCGCGCUCAAUGUCCUACACGUAAGGUCGUAAUGAAGAGCGCCAAGUUGGAGUGGUGUUUAAAUAAUUUACAAGAAGCGUUGAAGAUUCUGAACGAAGGACUUCAAGAUUUUGAUGACUUCCCUAAAUUUUGGUUGAUGAAAGGACAGAUUGAAGAGCAAAUGGGUGAUCUAGACAAAGCUUUGGAGACUUAUAAUCUGGCUAUAAAAAAAUGCCCCCACUCAGUUCCACUCUGGAGAUUGUUGGCUGAUCUUGAACGUCGUAAGAAUCAUAUCACCAAGGCAAGGUCUGUUUUGGAGAAGGCGCGAUUGAAGAAUCCUAAGAAUCCCGAGUUGUGGCUGGAGGCUGUCAGGAAUGAAAUGAAGCCGGGCGGUAUCAGAGACAUGGCCUACACCUUGAUGGCCAAGGGCUUACAAGAAUGUCCGAACGCCGGGUUACUCUGGGCUGAAGCGAUCUUCAUGGAGCCCCGAGCUCAAAGGAAGACCAAGGGUUACGAUGCUUUGAAGAAAUGUGAGCACGAUCCUCACGUUCUUCUUGCAAUUUCAAAGCACAUGUGGGCUCAACACAGACUUAGCAAAUGUCGCCCCUGGUUCAACAAGGCAGUAAAAAUGGACUCUAAAUUCGGCGACGUAUGGGCAUACUUUUACAAAUUUGAAGUAACCCACGGUACCCCAGAACAGCAGGAAGAAGUCAAGAAGAGAGCAAUCGCCGCGGAACCAACUCACGGCGAGCACUGGUGCAAAGUUUCAAAAGAUAUUAAAAACUGGUGUCUAAGUAUUGAACAAAUUCUGUUGCUCGUCGCUAAAAAUUUACCAACACCCAUUUAAUUAAAU
Molecule: messenger RNA, 2866 nt
Organism: Microplitis mediator
Lineage: Eukaryota; Metazoa; Arthropoda; Insecta; Hymenoptera; Braconidae
Gene: Prp6
Product: pre-mRNA-processing factor 6
Exons: 5
Coding region: 65-2860 (931 amino acids)
Biological process (GO): spliceosomal tri-snRNP complex assembly; mRNA splicing, via spliceosome
Cellular component (GO): U4/U6 x U5 tri-snRNP complex; catalytic step 2 spliceosome
Molecular function (GO): protein binding
Source: RefSeq, a predicted model, not a curated record